AUGGCGAUGAACGACGUCGACUGGGCGAAUAUCUUCGCCGCCUUGGGUGGAUCCGCGCCUGCUGGCCAACAGUCCCAUCCCCAAGCCCAACAUCCUCUCACCUCCCCCUCUUCAGAAGAGUGGCCCCCCGCCGCCGGCGUGCGACAUACCCACAGCACCUCGUCAAGCUUCAGCAUAGCCCACGACCCUCCCCGCGGCAUCGGGACGGCCGCGGACAUUGACCUCGGGUUCUACUGGCCCCAGUCGACCCAUCACGGCCAAGCUCACCCUCCUCCUCAUCCCCAUCCCCAUGCGCAGCAACAUGGCGAGUGGCCGUCGGCCCCCGGCUCGACCACCUCUUCCACCAACGCCGCUCCCCCGACCACAGCAGCGAGCAACCCUGCACCACCCCCGCCUCCCCCGACCACGCCGGCUACGACCCGCGCCGCGGCAAGAACCAGGACUAGAAGCGCCGCAUCCACGCACACGGCAAGCACGGGAAGCGGGAGCAACACCCCGCCCGCGAUCACGCCUGCUCUCACGCCCAUCGCUCCUGCGCCACCGGGCAACUCCCGGCGCGGGUCGACUGUGAACACUCCCGCAGCCGAAGAGGAGGAUGUUGAGGACAAGCGUGUCCGGAAUACUCUUGCCUCCGCCCGCUUCCGUGCUAAGAAGAAACUCCAGCUCGAAGCGACCGAGCGCGCGAUCAAGUCGCUCGAGGGCCAAGCCGCCGCGCUGGAGGUAGAGGUCGGCGACCUCAGGAAGGAGAACGGCCUCCUCCGCGACAUGGUCGGCAUGAAGUACCGCCUGCAACAGUAG
Messenger RNA from Trichosporon asahii var. asahii CBS 2479, 798 nucleotides. RefSeq lists its product as uncharacterized. The record is from RefSeq and is a predicted model, not a curated record. The transcript has 2 exons. Lineage: Eukaryota; Fungi; Basidiomycota; Tremellomycetes; Trichosporonales; Trichosporonaceae. Gene Ontology annotation, biological process: regulation of transcription by RNA polymerase II. Bases 1 to 798 code for a protein of 265 amino acids. Gene Ontology annotation, cellular component: nucleus. Gene Ontology annotation, molecular function: RNA polymerase II transcription regulatory region sequence-specific DNA binding; DNA-binding transcription activator activity, RNA polymerase II-specific.